This is a messenger RNA of Phytophthora infestans T30-4, 972 nucleotides long. RefSeq lists its product as uncharacterized. The coding region runs from base 1 to 972 and encodes 323 amino acids. The transcript is spliced from 3 exons. The record is from RefSeq and is a predicted model, not a curated record. Lineage: Eukaryota; Oomycota; Peronosporomycetes; Peronosporales; Peronosporaceae.
AUGACGUCAGUACAACCAUCAGUGCAGCCUCCAGCAGGACUCCUUCUUUUAAACGCGCGUAAUUCUACUCCUUCGACCUGGUUCGACUUGUUAUUGCGCGCCUGGAAACAGCUUCAAGUCAGCUAUUACGGCGGCAAGUACUCGAUCGAGCGGUUGUUUGCACUCGAGGAAUUAUCAAAGAAGACACCGUCGUCACGUGCGAUCGCUGUGUGUCUCGCGACUCCUUUCCCUACUGUCGCGGUUGUAUUAAUUCAAGAGUCGAUCCCGCUACAAGAUCCAACUAAGGACUGGAGAGAAAACUAUGGCUUCUGGCUUCGAGCUGCUAUCCUGUCACUGGUGAUCGGUCGUGUGGUUGUGGAUCAGAUGAACUCUUUUAUCGGUGUUUUAAUCUCGUGGAAACGCAAACACCUGCUUUCAGUCUGCGCUGCGGUCAUCUUCACCUUUGCCGCUGCGUUUACUUCAGCUCACACAGUGUUCCCUGUUCCUUUCUUUGUAUUGACGCUGGUUCCUCUAUUCUACGCUAUCUUUGCCGUGAUCUUUCGCUUAGUUGCGGCUGAGAAUGUCGUGGCAUGCACAUAUCCAGCCUAUGAGGCGCUUUUCCGACUCGCACAAGGCACGCAAUACCAGCUUCCUGUUACUUUUCUAUUGCCGAUUAUGAAGAUGGCAUUAAGGAAUAUGAUGCUUCAGUGUGCAGUGCACAUGGAAGACAUGACGCCCGAAGCGGUGAUCUUCACUGUAGACUUCUUCAAUGCUGUCUAUGUGUCGUCGUGCAUGCAGAGCGCUACGUCACUCGUCUCUGUGGUUGCUAUCAUAGCUACAGAUCUAUCACAAACGGCGUUCAUGUUUCUGCCAGUGUCCGGUGCCCCCAUCUACGAGCCACCGUCCACUGCCAGUGUCUGCAAAGACACAUCCCAAGGACACUCAUGCGCCUGGCAGUGCAGCUUGCGGCUGCACUACAACCGGCUACACUGA